Patella vulgata (common limpet) is the source of this 1140-nucleotide messenger RNA. Its product is annotated as phospholipase A2 inhibitor-like. Lineage: Eukaryota; Metazoa; Mollusca; Gastropoda; Patellidae. Gene Ontology annotation, cellular component: voltage-gated potassium channel complex. The transcript has 2 exons. Bases 1 to 1140 code for a protein of 379 amino acids. Gene Ontology annotation, molecular function: voltage-gated potassium channel activity; potassium channel activator activity; transmembrane transporter binding. The record is from RefSeq and is a predicted model, not a curated record.
AUGGGACAGUCUCAAGAUUUUGUUGUUUGCCCACCAGAAUGCCGACCCUUGUCUCGGAGACAUGAAGCAGCCAACCUUUGGAAGUUUUGUAACAAUUGCUGCAAAUAUAAUUUCCGCGCUUUAAACAGACUCUACGUCAACGAAUCUUGUGAAAUAAAUUCGACCAGCUACUUUUUUGCGAAUGUGUCCCAUGAUUCAAACUUUCAAGUUACACAUCGGCAUGGCUGUUUGACCUCGAUUCCAGUAAAUAUUUGUAAUUUUCCAAGAAUACAGUAUCUAGAUCUUGAAAACAAUACAAUAACACAAUUACCAAAGUUGUCUUGUUUGAGAGAAUUAGUGGUUUUAGAUUUAAGAAACAACCAAAUUCAAGUUUUAAAAGCUGGAAUCUUUGAUGGUUUGAACAAAUUACGCGUCAUUGACUUAUCCAGAAAUAGAAUUCAUACAAUAGAGAUGGGCGUCUUUCAUAAUCGAUUAAAGAAAAUAAAAAAAGUCAACUUGGUUCAUAAUAAUUUGACAGAGGUUGACGUAGUUUGGGCUUUGGGCAUAACACAUACCUUCUGUUACUUUAGCGUGAGUUAUAACAAAAUUACAAAACUUACCAACAAAUCUAACUUCACAAUGGAUCCGAGCAAAAGGUAUGGGCCUGGUAAAAUAUAUUUGAACAACAACAACCUGAAGAUUUUGGACACACAAAUGUUAGAUGCCAUAGGAAAUCCCUUGACAUCACUGAUGAGCAAUUUCCUGUAUUGGUCAAUAUACAUGGGGGGUAACCCAUGGCAUUGUGAUUGUCGAAUACACACAAUAGCAGCUUUGUAUUCAUUUACAGCUAUAGAAACAUUGUGGGCUGCCCUAAAUGGGGUACAGACCGAUCUUAUCUGUAAGACUCCGCCCAAUUUAAAGGAUCAGCGCGGUUUGGUACAUCAACAUUUAUCUGAUUUUGUAUGCAACAUCACCGAUUCCUGUCCAUCCGGAUGUUUAUGUCAGGAUCAACCAGAAGCUGAUAGAAUGGUCAUUAAUUGUCAGAAUGCUGGACUUGAAGAAAUGCCAAAACGUUUACCAUUUCAUGAGAAAUUAUUUCUGAACUUUCAGAACAAUUCCAUUGACAUCUUACCAGAACUUCCUUAUAUGGUUUGUGGUUAA